AUGUAUCGCAUGAUAUUUCUAGCCGCCGUCUGUGGCUUCUUCUCUUCUCCCAACAUGUCCUCGAGCAACAACAUCUCGCCCUCCUCUGCGCUCUACCAAUACGCGAUCCCGGCCGGGCUGUUCCUCGUCGGGGCCGUGACACUCGCGUUCUACUUCCGGUCACGCGCGAACGCGCAGGAGGCUAGGGAGCGCGCGGUGAUGCGGGCCGGCGGGAUCCGCGUGGGCGUGCGCGGACAGGACGACGACGAGGACCAGGGGCCCAGGCCGGUGCUGGUUGACGCGUAUUUGUCAUCAGCGGGAGAGGGAGCGGGUGGGUGGGAGCGGGUUAUGCCGUUGGCGACGAGUGUGACGCGUUACACGGCGGCGGACAGCAAGGACAGCGCGGGCGGGUCAGCCCCGACAAGGGUGCGUGUGGGAGUGGUGGUCGUAAUGCCCGCGCCACAUGACGACGACCCGCUGCCACAACUCGAACUAGGACUGCUCGAGACAGAGUUGCUGCCCACGCCUGCUCUUACUCCCGGCACCCCGCCAUGUGCUUCGACCUAG
This is a messenger RNA of Mycena indigotica, 546 nucleotides long. RefSeq lists its product as uncharacterized. The coding region runs from base 1 to 546 and encodes 181 amino acids. The transcript has 3 exons. NCBI's taxonomy places the organism in Eukaryota, Fungi, Basidiomycota, Agaricomycetes, Agaricales, Mycenaceae. The record is from RefSeq and is a predicted model, not a curated record.